AUGGUGCAGGAGGGUCUGGGGGACAACUCUGUUCGGCGGAUCAAUGGCAACGUGAAGUUCCUCUGGGAGCACUGCGACGUCUUCCCCGCUGCGGACUUUUCGGUGUUCGCUCUGGACGGCCUGGGCAAAUGGCAGGUCUGGAUCAAGUCCUGCUACUUGCCCUUUAUGGUUUUUUGUUGA
This is a messenger RNA of Symbiodinium necroappetens, 180 nucleotides long. The record is from the annotation of a GenBank genome assembly. Lineage: Eukaryota; Dinophyceae; Suessiales; Symbiodiniaceae.